CAGCAUAUUUGGUUCUUAUGCGCUGGACUACAUGUGCUGCUGCUGCGUGUUGGAGCCAUAUGAAGGUCCUAUUGCCGCGACAAGAAUCCACCCCAAUCGAGAACAAAGUGUUUGAUCUCCAGUUAUAGCAGCAGUUACAGAACUGUGGAAGGAGAGAACAGAAGAACACUGGCUACUAUCAACGGACAUUGGGACUCGCCGCAACCUUGCGCUUUUUUGGGUGUACUGCCCCUCUUGAGCAAUGGCAUCUCUAGAUCGAUCAAAGGGAGCGUGUGAGGAUGGGGUCGCCUUUUUUAUUACCAUGUAUUAUCAGUAGAUUAGAUGUAUCAUACAGUGAUACUAGAGUAUUCCAUAGCCUCUGAUGUGAGUGCAUGGAGACACAUAGGCAGACAAGGUUGGGAACGUGAAAGAAGUAGCGCGCUCCGUGUAUACGCGUGAUCCUACAGAUUGCACUGAAAAAAAGCACAAUAUUUCCCAUGCAUGUUUUUGUUAGUAGACUUCGUAACACAUGGGUGAAAUAUUGAUUAAUCGUCAACUGCUAAUGAACACACCAUAAAUUAGCAGUGUUCUUGAACAAAGCUGAUGCAUCUUAAAGGAGACGCGCGUGUUUUGACAGCAUCAUCCCCACCUCAAAUGGAUGGAGUUAUCGUCUGAUCCUGGCCACAGAAAUCGCCCAACUUCAAGCGCCACGUAAGUUGAGGCUCUGAGCAAUGGAAUCUCUAUUCGGUGGUGAGCUGAGGCUACUGGGAGGUGGCGAGGGCUUGAAGGAGGACAGCUGUGGCGACGUGGGCUGGUCCUCCUCAUCCCUCCCUGAUGAUAUGUACUCCGUCUCCCACUACGCCCUCAUCACCGCCUACCAGGACAUCAAGACACGGCUCGCGGGCCUGGAGAGAGAGAACAGUGGCAUCAAGAGGAAGCUCAAGAUCUACGAGAUCAAGUUCCCUAUGAUCAGUGAGUUUGGGGAGGACAGGAACUCCUACUGCAGCUUUGAGUCCAAGGAGACAACUCUACUGCAGUCAGAGAACGGCAACCUGCAGCAGAAAGUCAGCACCCUCACCCACGAGCUCCAGAAGAGGAAAGAGCGCCAGGAGCAGCUGGAGGAUGUGAUCCAGGCCUAUGAGAAGAUCCACAUGGAGAAGAACAACCUCCAGAGAGACCUGGACAAAAUGACCAGUCUAGUGGAGAAGCACGUGGAGCAUAUCGUGGAUCUGGAGUCUGCUCUGAGACAGAGAGGCAACUCACUACAGAAGCUCAACACCCAGCUACACAGCAAGGACAUCCAAUACCUGCAGCUACACAGCCCAGACAAUCACAUGCUAGACUGUCCUGCGCUGACCCUGCAGAGCUCUCGUAGUCUAGACACUCUGUCAGACCUGAAGCUGCAGUGUCUGGAGGCGGAGCUAGAGAGAGCGCGGCAUGAGGCAGAGCGGGCGUGUCAGAGGGAAGAGGAAGUGAAGGCCGAGUGUGAGAGACUGCAGGAGGAGCUGAGACAGAUCCAGAACAACCACAUAGGGAGGGAAAUGACUUCGCCGUGUGAGCAGUGUGAUGUGGAGUGGAUAAAGAAGGUGGGAGAUGAGCAGGUGAAUUUGGCGCUAGCCUACACAGAGCUAACUGAGGAGUUGGGACGUCUCCAGGCUCUGAGCUCCAAACAAAAAGAGAUCUUGAGGAUGGUCUCUCAGGAGCAGCAUAGCCCAGUCCAACGCCACUCCCACCCCCCAUCUCCCAUCCCUCACCAACGCCACUCCCCCGUGCCCCAGCGACACUCCCCCAUCCCCCAACGCCACUCCCCCAUCCCCCAACGCCACUCCCCCGUCCCUCCUCAGCACCACUCCCCCAUUGCCCAGUGCCGCUCCCCGGUGCUCCAGCCGCAGCACCUCUCCCCGGACAUGCACCGCCGCUCGCCGCUGCUGGACGUCAACGAUGGGCCUGCCUCGUACUCCUGCCGGCCAGCCAGCCACCAUCUGAGGGCCAGCUUCCAGGGCCGACGGAGCUACUCCGAGGUGGCCGACCCCUCGGCCUACCAGCGGCCACCGCGCUUCAGCCUGGACCCCGUGUCCACCCUGCCCAAACCCCGGCCCUACAGGGACUCCGGCUACUCCAAGCAGCAUCAGCAGCAUGAGCAUGGAGGCUCCCAGCAUGGAGGGUCACCCCACAGAGGAGGCCAGCUCCGAGCUUCCCAGUCUGGGCUAGAGAGGGCAGGGAGUGAGGUGGGCCUCCACGAAAUUUCCUGCCACUCUCGAGAGCUGCCCUUCCCCCUGUCCGAGGUCUCUCCCAGGUCUCACCUGCACUUUGAACCCCUGCCUCCCCCCACGCCUGCCCCCCAGCUUCCGCAGUCCUCCGAAGACGAGGAAGAGUGGACCUGUCCGCACCCCAUCAGCCCCCCACGGACGCUGGGCGUGCCCAACAAUGUGUCAGCUCAUGGGGUCAUGAAGGGGCCAGCGUCCUGCUCGGCCUUCCCCAUCCCAUCCAGACCCAACACACUGACCUGCCACCCGCCAGGAUACCUGCACACAGACCACGCCCAGUCCUGGCCCUCCAUCAAUCUGUGGAUGGAGACAGAAGAGAGUGACAUGAGGAGCUGCCCUCUGUGCCAGCUGAUCUUUCCCAUGGGUUACCCUGAUGACGCCCUAAUCAAGCACAUCGACUCGCACCUGGAGAACAGCAAGAUCUGAUCGCCACGGCAACACUGCACCCUCUUUUUAGUUGCAACAAUUCUUUACUUACAUUGUGGAGUAAUUUUAGAUUUGGUUUUGUUUUAUAGGUGGGUGCCUUUUUGUUUGACAAGACAAGAGGGCUUAUUGUGUGUUUAGUAGUCCAUGUAUGGGACUAGGUUUAGGGAAUGACAAGGAUGGCUUCGAGGUUCAUGACAGACAAUGUCCUGAGGGUUCCAGGCAACUUGCAGUCCAUUUGUUUUUAUAUCUUACACCUUACCACUACUACUUGCUGUAAAGUGGCCUGCUUUUGUUUGACUCUCUACCCAUGUACAGUAUAAGGCUUGUGAAAUACAGACCAACCACAAUUAAUUCCUGGAAUUAUCUAGGGGGCCAGAUGGAUAAAUCCAGUUUGUUUGUUCUUCAGGGAUUGACAAUGUGCGGACAGAGGUCAGAGUUAUUUUUAAAAAAAAUUAACCUUUAUUUAACUAGGCAAGUCAGUUAAGAACAAAUUCUUAUUUUCAAUGACGGCCUAGGAACAGUGGGUUAACAGCCUGUUCAGGGGCAGAACGACAGAUUUGUACCUUGGCAGCUCGAGCAUUUGAACUUGCGACCUUUCGGUUACUAGUCCAACGCUCUAACCACUACCCUACCCUGCCGUUAUGAAGAGAGGAUGGCAGUGUUGUGACUGUGACUGAUUGUAGGUAAGAAUUUGUCCUGCAGGGUAGGGCAUGUAGUUGCUGUGACAACCUUGCUGUGGUGAAGCGCAUAGGCAGAUUAUCUGUAUUAUCUUGCGGCCUGAUCAGAAAUCCAUAUAGAUCUGAGCACAUUAGGUUAACCUACAGUAUAUAAUCCUAUUGUAUAUAAUAAUUUCUCCCCUAUGUUAUUUAUUUAACCCCCUAGAGUUGAUGUCUGCACCUCACGGACAUUUAAUUAGCAUAAUACAAAAAUGCCCAUAGAAAUCUAUACAUUUUAGCUAGAGAUAUCUGUUUUUGCAUGGGGAUGUGUCUCAAUCCACCGCAUCAGCCAAUGCCACACUUUUGCAUCUGAGGUGAAAGGUGACAGAGCUAGAGCAGUGGUCUUCUCACAAAAUUGUCUGUAGCAUCGGAACCAUUUUGCUCUACGACCCCCACAAGAGUCUUGGGACUCGUUUGACGUCAGUGCAGCCAAUCUGCCAACUUCUGUCUUUAGCGUCCGAACAGUUUGCGCUACACGCUCAUAUGACCCCUCUGUGGAAAGGUGAGACUGUCACGAACAUAUCAGUUGAAGUUCUCCCCGUACCAGUUGGAAUAAAAUGGAAGUACUGUAUAUCUGGAGACUGUUUAGUGCUAAAAAAUAAGGGGUUAAAUACAUGUAAAAAAAAAAAAAAAAAAAAAAAAAAAUGAUAUAUAAUGUUUCCUGAUCUUUCUUAUAUCUUUCAGAUAUAGGACAGACACUUUAGAACAAACUUCCUUUAUCUGUUGUUCCAUGUAGUGAAUAUGUUAUUCAAUGCGUUGGUAUGGGCUAAUAGCAGUAAGGCCAAACAUUUUUUUUGCACAAAAUUAUUUUGUAAUAUUUUUGGGGGAUACAUCAAGGGGUUUUAAAGUUCAAAAUCAUAUAGCAAAAAUAUGCUUGGUAUGACCUUCUUUAAACAAUUACAUAUAGCUUAGUAGAACCCCACCCCACCUCCCCGGCUUAGACAGGGCUUAGGCUGUAAUGGGUUAAAGGGCAAUUCCACCAUUUUUCAACCUAAUUGUCAUUAUCUCCAGCACAAUACCAGUGUCUACAUAUGUGAAAAUGGUGCAUUUCUAUGAUUUUGUAGAAAUAAAUAUAAAGUUUAAAAGUUCUCCCAGAUGACAUCAUCAAAAGUUCCAACAUUUAAAAAAACUGUGAUUCUCAAACACAGUGAAGUGAGGAGCAAGAAAAUGCCCUCUGGCUAAUCAAUGUUGUUUUUUAAAAAUGAUGCUACCCUGUGAUGUCACAGAGAAGCAUUUUUUUAGGACCUUGGUUCUUCUCUUUUUAACCAUAGAUCAUAGAAACGCGCUGUUUUCACAUAUGCAGACACUGGUUUGGUGCUGGAGAAAAUGAAUAUGAGGUUGAAAAGUGUUGUGAUUGCCCUUUAAUGUAUCAUUUGAUAUAUCUGUAAGUAAUGAGGCAAAAAAAAUCUGUAAAAAAAAUCAUAUUUGUGCUGAACAUGGUUAUGUUGGUGAAUUGUCCUCCUCCUAAGCUUGCACAAUACUGUAUAUAGCUAGUGGGACAGGAGUUUGUACAUGGAAGAGGGAAUGGAAUAUAUUUGUAUAUGAUAACAAUGAUUCAACUGGGAAUCUCUUUAGUCUUCCUGAAGAACCGACCUGCAAACGCAUCUGAUAAAGUAUUUAUAAGAUUUCUCCAUCUUACAGUCUGAAGCUGGCACACUUUGCAUUUUAUAUCUAAUAUAUAUAUAAUAUCUAGUAACACAUAUGGAAUCAUGUAGUAUCCAAAAAAAAAUGUUAAACAAAUCAAAAUAUAUUUUCAAUAAAUAUUUUUAAGUAGCCACUCUUUGACUUGAUGACAGCUUUGCACAGUCUUGGCAUGGCUAUUUUGAAGAAUCUCAAAUAUAAAAUAUAUUUUGAUUGGUUUAACACUUUUUUGGUUACAACAUGAUUCCAUAUGUGUUAUUUCAUAGUUGUGAUGUCUUCACUAUUAUUCUACAAUGUAGAAAAUAGUAAAAAAUAAAGAAAAACUCUUGAAUGAGUAGGUGUGUCCAGACAUUUGACUGGUUCUGUAUGUAUGUGUAUGGCUCUGGUUACUAUAUGUUCUAAAGCCUAGUACAAAGGGGUGGGGAAAUUAAAUUCCAAUCAAAUCAGCUCUGAAAAAGAUCUGAUGUUAAAAGAUCUGAUGUCAUUGGUCAAAAGACCAAUUAGUGGACAAAAUUUCAGAAUUGGGCUGUGUAAACGCAGCCUCUGAGAAUUUACUGAUGUAUAUUCCUAUGAUUCGAUGUAAAAAAAACAACGCAUUUUUAAAUCUCAAAAUGAUUUCACUUUGGGAAUUCCCGCCCACUUCCACCCCUGGUACAGUACAUCUAUAUUCUAAUUUGAAACUAACAACGAUAUCACAAUAUGUGAUUGGGCAGAUAGAUUACUAGUAUUAAUUACUUCCAUGCCCACACAGACAACAUUGACCUAUCAUUGAUUGUGUACAGAAUUCCGUGUUAGAUUGUAUACCUUUUGAUUACUUUGACUGAAGGAACAGUCACUACUCUUUUAUAACCAAAGAAAGCUAGAUUAGAUACAGUGCCUUCAGACCCCUUGACUUAUUCCACAUUUUGAUGUGUUACAGCCUGAAUUCAAAAUUGAUUUUGAAAAACUAUGACGAAGUGAAAAUAUGUUUUUAGAAAUGUUUACAAUUUUAUUGACAAUGAAGAACAGAAAUAUCUCAUUUACAAGUAUUCACACCCUUUUGUUAUGACACUCCAAAUUUAGCUCAGGUGCAUCCAAUUUCCAAUCGUCGCUACAACUUGAUUGGAGUCCUCCCGUGGCCAAUUCAUUGUUUUGGACAUGAUUUAGAAAGAAACACACCUAUGUACAGUAUAUAAGGUCCGACAGUUGACAGUGCAUGUCAGAGAUUCAAGCGUUACAGUUUUUGAUUUUUUUGUUGCUAGGGAUGGCUCGAGUUUGAAGUGGAGUGAGUACAGGGCUUAGCAUGUCUCUCAAGAAGGCUAAAAAUAGAUUUUGGCUUGGAAAAGUUUAAUAUUUUCAGGAGGAGUCGGGUAAUUGGUUAAGGGAGGAAGAUUGCAGGGAAAGAGAGAGGAGGUUGAAAAGACUGAGGGAGGCAGAGGAUAGUUUUGAAUCUGUUGAAGCUAGCAAUAACAAGGGAGAGGGUAUGUCGAAAAAGAUUGGUGUCAAGAUCAACCGGAGUGAGCCGGACGUCAGUUCGAGUUCUGGAGGUGUAUUUGAAGGGGUAGAAGGUGUUGUGAGGAGCUCAGAGCCUGAGCUUUGCAUCGACGGACCUGGUUAUGGCAAAGAUACUUUUGGUCCAGUGCAAGUGAGAUUUUUGAAGAGGGUGGAACCAGGUUUUUUUUGCUGAUCAACUUGAGGAAAGACCUGUAUCUUGCUUUGCGCUGAGGUACAGGGCAGUGUUGAAGGGAAUGAUUCCUGGGGUAGCGUUAAGUGUGGAGCUGGAGCAAUUUAAGUUGAGGAUUCCUGGUGUUUGUGACGCUCCCCGUUUUGUGUGACACAGAUCAAGAAGGACCUUGGGAGUUGUCCAGGGAUGUGACCAAUGCAGGUGACCUGCAUUGGUCACAUCCCUGGACAACCCAAUGACCUCUGACAGAACUACAGAGUUCCUUGGCUGAGAUGGCAGAACCUGCCAGAAGGAAAACAGUCUCUACAGCACUUUACCAAUCUGGGCUUUAUGGGAGAGUGGACAGACGGAAGCCAUUCCUGAGAAAAAGGCACAUGAAAGACUCUGAGAGCAUAAGGCAAAAGAUUCUGUGGUCUGGUGAGACAUAAAUGUAACUAUUUGGCCUGAUGCAUGAAGCUCAUCACCCGUCUAACACCAUCCCUACCAUGAAGCAUGGUGGUAGCAGCAUCAUGCUAUGGAGAUGCUUUUCAGUGGCAGAGACUGGUAAGGAUAGAGGUGAAUACAGGCAAAUCCUUGAUGAGCAUCUGCUUCAGAGUUCUAAUGACCUUAGACUUGGGGGCGAAGAUUUACGUUCCAAUAGGACAAUGACCCCAAGCAUACAACCAAAGCAAUGCUGGAAUGGCUUCAGAGCAAGAAUGUUUGUCCUUGAGUGGCCCAGCCAAAGCCCAGACUUGAAUUCCAUUGAAAAUCUCUGGAAAGACUUGACGAUUGCGGUUCGCCACCGCUGCCCAUCUAAUUUAACAGAACUUGAGAAAAUCUGCAAGGAAGAAUGAGAGAAAACCCCCAAAUCCAGAUGUGUAAAGCUGACACAGACAUACCCAAGACUCAAAGCUGUAAUCGGCGCCAAAGGUGUUUCUACAAAGGAUUGACUCGGGUGUGAAUACUUAUGUCAAUGAGAUUUCUGUAUUUUAUUCUAAAUACAUUUGAGAGAAGAAAUGAUUAACAUGUUUUCACUUUGUCAUUAUGGGGUAUUGUGUGUAGACGGGUGAGAGAAAAAAAAAAUGUGAUCCAUUUUGAAUUCAGGCUGCAACACAACAGAAUGUAUGAAUACUUUCUGAAGGCUCUGCACGGUAUGUCUACAGCAUAUACACGCUUAACUCUCUUGAUGAUGACUCAGUACCAACUGAUCAUAUCAUGCUCACAUAUAUGAAUGGAGAGAUGAUACAUACAGUAGAUAUGAAUAGAUAGAUUACACUGUUCCGGGGAACACAUUCAUGACCAAAAUAUGUUGACCAGCAGCUGUAGCGCAUAGCAAACAUGCCUGUCAGCUCACAAUGUUAAGCAGUGAAAUGUAUAUACCGGUACAGCAUGUUGUCAUUUCAAUGGCCACAUAUACACAGACACGUCGUUGGAAUAGGAGUCCGACACAUUCAAGCCACUAUUCACAAAGAGUCAACUCGGGAGAUGUGUAAAGAUUUCCUCUUUCGCUUUUUUCUUUUUCCCUCAAAUCCUCCAGCAAGAAUCAAAUCAGAUCGAGCGCUGGCGUUAGCAGUCUAAAAACAAUCCUCAAUCCCUCAGCCUGUGAUUUCUAACUCUGAGACUGAUCUGAUGAUAACAGGAAACCCUCGUCUGGAAAGACUCCGGGGGCAAAGCUUUGUGAAUAUGGCUCCUCUCUUGGGGCCUCUCUGUGGCUCUGGGGACCCCGCGACGACUGACUGAUAAGAACUCAUCAGAAAUGUCUAGCAAGCUAAAGGGCCGCUAACGAGGAAGAAUAAUCAUAAUGGAGGUAUUUUGUGAGUACACCGCUGGCUUUCAAGGACUUUCAACAAUGUGCAAAAAAUUUGAAUAAAAAGAGAUGCAUAAGGA
Molecule: messenger RNA, 8558 nt
Organism: Salvelinus fontinalis (brook trout)
Lineage: Eukaryota; Metazoa; Chordata; Actinopteri; Salmoniformes; Salmonidae
Product: TANK-binding kinase 1-binding protein 1-like
Exons: 10
Coding region: 711-2672 (653 amino acids)
Biological process (GO): canonical NF-kappaB signal transduction
Cellular component (GO): cytoplasm
Source: RefSeq, a predicted model, not a curated record